Messenger RNA from Coregonus sp. 'balchen', 10141 nucleotides. The record is from the annotation of a GenBank genome assembly. NCBI's taxonomy places the organism in Eukaryota, Metazoa, Chordata, Actinopteri, Salmoniformes, Salmonidae.
GAGGGAGGAGGAACUAAAAGAAAAAAGUUAAACUAAAAAUGGCUUCCUUGUCUUUGGAGUCUGCAGAACAAUCUGAGAAUAGCACGGAGGAGUCUACCCAAGAGGCCGCUCCGGUAAAAGAGGAGGCAGAUCCGGAUGAAGUUUCUGAACAAUUGCUAAAAACGUUCCAGAACUCGGCGCUCAGCUUUUCGACGGAUCAAGUAGCAUGUCUGUGCGAAGCCCUUCUACAGGCGGGCAAUGUGGAUCGCCUGUGGAGAUUCCUAUCAACCAUCCCUCCUUCGGCCGAGCUGCUACGUGGCAACGAGACGCUGCUCAAGGCCCAGGCAGUGGUCGCUUUCCACCGGGAAGAAUUCAAGGAGCUGUACGCAAUAUUGGAAAGCCACGACUUCCACCCGAGCAACCAUGGGUUCCUGCAGGACCUCUACUUGCAGGCGCGCUACAAGGAGGCGGAGAGGUCCCGAGGUCGUAGCCUGGGCGCCGUGGACAAGUAUCGGCUUCGGAAGAAGUUUCCCCUGCCGAAAACAAUCUGGGAUGGAGAGGAGACUGUGUAUUGUUUCAAGGAGAAGUCUCGCAAUGCACUGAAAGAGUGUUACAAAAGCAACAGGUACCCCACUCCAGACGAGAAGAAAAACUUGGCCAAAGUGACUGGACUCUCCCUCACGCAAGUCAGCAAUUGGUUCAAGAACCGACGGCAGAGAGACCGAACCCCGUCCGGCACCAACAGCAAAAGGUAGGCUAUGCAUUCCUUUCUACAUUUGUAACCACACACCCCAUUAAAACCUUUCUCUAAACAAUGUUUCAUACACGAUUGCAUGUCUAAGAUCAAUGUCAAUAUGUUUCCUCUUAUAAUAAACACAAUUGCUUAUAUGUACAGUGUCAUUUGCAGAGUUGUUUGUUGUUAGAGAAGCAGGCAGACUAUGGGAGUAAAUAUAGCCGCUGCACACGGCACAAACUCUGUUCUAAGCUAUUGUUGAUUUAAUUUGACACAAAUAAACAAUGUUCACCGAAAUUCUCCUGAUCAGAUGGGUAGGAGUGAGCACUAGAAAGGAGCCUAAGAUUGUAACCAACUGUUACAUAUAUGGAUCUGUCAGCUGCAAUAUUAUUUUAGUGCUCCAAACAUGUUUUAUGUAAUGCAGACUUUUCUAAAUCAUGGGCUCGACUGUGGUUUGUCUCAACUGUAUGGUUCAUGUUCAACAUAUUUCAAUCAAAUGUCAUCAAUCCCUGCAGUAACUACAUCAAUCUGCGCAUGAACUCUUUGACAGUGAUAACGCCACACGUCUUAGAGAGCACGACUGGGAGCAAGAGCAUGUUGCUUUGUUGUGAAAUGUGAGAUCCGGGCGCCCAUUGUGGCUCAAGUUUCCUGAAAUCCUGCACCGCAAAGUCUCCCGACGGACCUCUGCGCGCUCUGGAGGCCCUACAGGGCUGGGAGAGCGGGAGAGAACAGAGACCGAGGGAAGAGAGAGGAAAUUGUGUGGGUGUUGGGAAUCAAAAGGAGGAAAUAUUAGAUUUAAAACCUUAAAAAUAUCUUCAGCUCUCCUGUGUACAUUUAAAAACCCAACACUCGUUUAUUUUAUUUUUUACUGUAGGACUAUAGGCUACAGUACACUCGUUUUGGAGAGGGAAGUUGGCAGCUUAAAUACAAAUACAUCAAAGCUACACAGGAAAUUGGGUUUUCCAUGUGUUAGUUGUUGAUGUAAUUUAUUCCCAUGUGUAGAGAGGAAAGGUGUGUGUGUGUGUGGAGAGAUAAAGAGAAUGCCGAUCAUCCCCCAUGCAGUCCAGUCUUUAUUUUACCUUCCAGGGGCUGUGGUGGCUGGGGACAGUAAAUCAGUUGUCCAUUGUUCUGUGUUAACCACACUGCUUCAGUGCACCAGGAUAGUUGAGGACAUACACAUCACAUACUGUCUAAACCAUAGGAUCAAAGGAGAUUGUCACUGACUGUUAUUGACCUACCAUAUGUUAUGUGUAUUGUAACAUUCUCAUCCCUUUCUCCUCCAACAUUCUCAUCCCUUUCUCCUCUUUUCUAUUCCAUCUAUCAUGCAAUCAUUGCCCUCUACUCUCCCUUCUUCUUCCAAUACGCUGUCUCUGUUCAUUGUCUCACUCCCCCUACGGUUCACUCACCCUAUCUUUCUCCUCUGCUCCUCCCCUCCUCUCCUGUGUUUUCUCAGUGAGUCCGAUGGCAACCACAGCACAGACGAAGAGGGUGAUGACAUCUCAGACAAACCAGAGGACAUUGUGGGCUCCACAGCCGCCAUCAUCUCCCUCUCUGGCACCCCCUGCAGCACUGGAGGCCAGAUCUUCCUCAACGGGGCUGGUGGGUUCCUCACCUCCUCCCACCCCUUACUCCUCAACGGGGGCUCCUUGAUCUCCGGGGCAGGGGGUGGGGUCAUCAUCAAUGGGCUGACCCUGAGCGAUGGUCACACGGUUACCCUCAGCCCCAUAUCGGCUAACUCGCCUCUGCUCUUCAAUGGAGCGCAGGUCAUAUCCAAGAGCAGUGAGGUUGAGCAGGAUUUGGGUCUGGAGAGCCAGGGGGUUACGGCCAUGGAGGCCCAGCCCAGCUCUGCCAUCUCCCUCCCACUGACAGAGGAUCUUAAGACGGACAAUGUUAGCCUUACGAACCCCUCAACCAUCCCCACCCUGGACUUCAUCAAUGUCCCAGAGGGGAUUAUUCUCAAAGCAGAGGACAUCCAGACAGUCUCUCCUUCCCCCUCCUCUUCCUCCUUGUCUUCCCCCUCAACAUUCUCCCCCACCUCCCCCCCCUCCCUGGUUCUGACUCAAAAUGGCCGCCUCUCCGACACCCUCACCCUCCCGGUGUCUAUGUCCUCCCCGGGCGUGGUCAUCUCCAGCCCUGUAGUGGGCCUCCCCAGCCAGCAGGGGGAGUAUGUGGUGUUUGCCACGGCUGGUUCUCAACUCACCCCCUCCAGCUCCAUCUGCCAGGUGGUGUCCUCCUACAGCUACUCCACCCCACAGGUCUUCUCCCUGCCUCAGGUGGUGCCCUCCAUCCAGGGUGUCCCCGUCUCCCAACUGGUCCAACACACCCCUGGAGGCCAGGUGUCCCAGUGUCCGCAGUUAGUCCCUGUGUCCCCCCUCACCUCCUCUCUCCCCCAGGGCACCCUCUCCCAGUUCCAGGGCCACCAGACUCUGAACAUCGCCCCCCGCCUCGCCCAACCCCUCCCCCAGCAUCAUACUAGUUCCUCUACGUUGGGAGAGGGAACCACCAUCCUCUCCCUGUCCCAGCUCCCCAAUGGACAGCUCCCCCAGGGACUCACACUCCAGCUGGGUGACCAGACCUCAGCUACCAUCCCCACUCUGACCCAGAUCCAGUCCCCUCUAGGCCAUCAUCAGAUCAUCUCCUCCCCUACCCAAGUGGUUCCCGUCUCUCAGUCCAAAGAGACAACCCCAGCCCAGUUGGUUCCCCUCUCCCUGCCCCAGCUGGUGCCUGUCUCCUCCACGGGACAACUCUCCUUCCCUCAGGUGGGCCCAGCCACCCCUUCUCUAUCUGGAUCUGGAGGGGCCUUCCAGAUCCUAACCUCGGCCCCUGGAGGUGUGAUGACUCAGGGGCCCUUCAGGAUAAAUCAGCUGGGACCUCUCCAGACUGUAGGCCCUCCAACCAGCAUGGCUCCUGGUGUCCAGCUCCUCAACUCUGGGGUCAUUCAGCUCCCCUCCACCUCGCAAGGUAACUUAAGGCUCGGACACACUGAGAAGACUGACUGCCGAUAGGUACUUAGCACCUCUGUCAGCAGUCAACUUUUUGUUGUUCACAUCAUACAGAUCAACCGCUGAUCCGAUCGUUUAAAUACUCCAGACCACAAGGUGGCAGUAGCUUUUUUUAAGCUUUGCUUGGCUUUCGCCUGAUAGCUAAUGUUAGCUAACUAGCAAGCUGUGCUAAUGUUGUUGUUAGCUAGCUAGAAUUUGUAGUAAGCCCAUGUUACUAGCCAGAUGGCCACAACUAGAUAACUUGAGUAGCAAGCAACAUUAUAGGUAUUUAAAUCAAAAUUGAUUUGUUUUUGAAUGGAGCAGCUGACUGUUAGCUGCCAAGAGUCAGUGGAGUAGCUAGCUUGCUUUGUUGUGCUAACUGGCAAAUGGUGAUGCUAACUUUAGCUAACAAGGGAACUGGCACUGACAGUAUGGGAUAAUGGAGAGUGAAUACAAUUAUUUAUUCAUCAUCUUGCUAGAUGGCUAGCUCACAAACUCUAGGCGGCAUUCUGCCUUCUCCGCACAGUUUUCAGCCAUACAUUUUGACAUUUUAGUCAGUUAGCAGACGUUCUUAUCCAGAGCGACUUACAGUUAGUGAGUGCAUACAUUUUUCAUACUGGCUCCCGUGGGAAUCGAACCCACAACCCUGGCGUUGCAAGCGCCAUGCUCUACCAACUGAGCUACAGGAAGCCCUGUACGCUUCGCCCACGAAUACCUUGUGAACUACAAUUCCGACACUGUGUUUUAACAUUUAGAAACGUCAAUAAUCAUCGCUUGUAAUACGGCUUUUCGAAACAUAUGGCCCUUUAUAUUUCAUCAGCGAGAAAGAAUCCUUCAAAUAAAAAAGAUACAGUAGCAGUUUUGCACUGAUCCAUACAGCUAAGGGUGCCUCCAUCUGACAACGUAAUUUCUGCUACACUUCCCGAGUUACGCUUACACACAGGUGUUCGGAGCAUGCUAGAUAGCUAAUAAGCACAGGUGGUCGCCUCUUGUCUUCGUAAACAAGCAUAACAUGGAGAUAUGGCUGUGUGGGAACACUAACUCUAACCCUAUCAAGUUAUGUAUCAAUUUAAUCUUUUGUUUUUUGAAAAUUAUUUCACACCGAUAUGAAAGAUAAGGUCCUUAUGCUUCCAAAACCGUACCACAAGUGACGAGUGUUAAUGUUCAGAUUGAGCGUCGGGGCUCUUAACAAAACUCCCCCGUACAGAAGACGCCUUGGUCCAAAGACCCUUAUGUGUAAUGUAAUGGAACUGAGAGUCAUGAUAAAAGGCUAGCUAGAUAAAGCAUCUAGUGUUAUGUGAAUUGUGCUGCACUUACCACCCAAUGUGUUUCAUAUGAAGUGUUGUGUGACUGCCUGGCUCAGUUAGCAAGCUAACGUGGGAUGGAUGUUACUGGGAAAAGUGCCUUUUUCCCUUUUUUUUGUCUUCUGUUGACACUCCUUUUCGGAGAAGGUGGUAGCUGCAUCCCAAUAUGGCGACUGUAGUAUGGGUGAGUGGGUGUGUCAAGGAAAGUAGUGGGCGUGUGGAAAGGAGUGGAUGUGUCAAGUGCUCUGCUAUAGGUUAGACAGUUUUGAUUGAGUGGUGUUUUUUCUUCUUCAGUUUCUUACCUCACAACUACCGUACAUUGAGCUACGAUAUUGCGAGAGUUUGGACUUCUGUUUUGAAGCCAAAGGAUGAAUCUGAGUCGUAUUUCACUGUUCGUUUUACAGAAAGAAUUGUACAUUUUCAGUUCUAACUGACGAUAGUUUCUUUUCUAUUAAAAGUACUGAUGAUGGGUGUACUGUUGUGUGCUUACUGUGACUGUCACCCUGAUACUAGGUAGUUACUUCCCACGCCGUUGCCGGACAGUAAUGCUUGUCAAGCGGGAGCGAAGGGCACUGUGUCCCAGUGUUGUUGCUGUUCAUGCCCUCCCCAUUACCUAGACCCUUCAAACUCAACUCUGGACCUCAAAGCCAGUUCCACUGCAUGUUUUCAUUGCUCCCCUCUAAUCAGGGGACAGAUUUAGACCUGGGACAUCAGGUGUGUGCAAUUAAUUAUCAGGUAGAACAGAACCAGCAGGCUCCAGACCUAGUAGGGUAAGAGUUGAAUACACCUGACUUAGACUGUAUGUAUCGAGGUGACAUCUAGCUGGUUAUCAAUAUUAGUUAUUUCUUGUGUAGGUUGCUAUCCUACUUAAAAUAAAAUAAUGGGAGGGAAAGAAAUGGCCGUGUUAGCUACCGCUGGUGACACGACUGUGAUAUCACAUGCAGGUCUCAGGUCGGCAGGCAUACAACACCGGUGCACUGGACGCCGUCUUAUCGACUCGUCGUGCAGCCCAAUCAGCCACGCAAAAUGGUCUUUAGUGGCAACAAAUCUGCCCAAUUAUCUGAUUCGCUUUCCAUACACCCACUCCUUUCGACACAUCCACUCGCCCAUACUCCAGUUGGCAUAUUGGGCUGCAGCUACCCAUAGUUGCCUUUUCGGCUCCCCUACAGGGGGUUCGUGCUCUCUGAUUGGCUGAGAUUCAAGUUGUCGUGAAGAAACGUCAGGUUCGUCGGUAUGCAACAGGAGGUGUCUUUUGGUCUAACAAGAGAAUGGCCUCCUACUGUGCUAUCGGCAAUGUCUUCUCCGUGUGUCUUGACAUGUUACUGAGGCAUUUGCUUUUUAGGGAAAAUGUAGCUACAGUGGGGGACAACAAGUAUUUAGUCAGCAACCAAUUGUGCAAGUUCUCCCACUUAAAAAGAUGAGAGGCCUGUCAUUUUCAUCAUAGGUACACGUCAACUAUGACAGACAAAAUUACCAAAAAAAAUUCCAGAAAAUCACAUUGUAGGAUUUUUUAUGAAUUUAUUUGCAAAUUAUGGUGGAAAAUAAGUAUUUGGUCAAUAACAAAAGUUUCUCAAUACUUUGUUAUAUACCCUUUGUUGGCAAUGACACAGGUCAAACGUUUUCUGUAAGUCUUCACAAGGUUUUCAUACACUGUUGCUGGUAUUUUGGCCCAUUCCUCCAUGCAGAUCUCCUCUAGAGCAGUGAUGUUUUGGGGCUGUCGCUGGGAAACACGGACUUUCAACUCCCUCCAAAGAUUUUCUAUGGGGUUGAGAUCUGGAGACUGGCUAGGCCACUCCAGGACCUUGAAAUGCUUCUUACGAAGCCACUCCUUCGUUGCCCGGGCGGUGUGUUUGGGAUCAUUGUCAUGCUGAAAGACCCAGCCAGGUUUCAUCUUCAAUGCCCUUGCUGAUGGAAGGAGGUUUUCACUCAAAAUCUCACGAUACAUGGCCCCAUUCAUUCUUUCCUUUACACGGAUCAGUCGUCCUGGUCCCUUUGCAGAAAAACAUCCCCAAAGCAUGAUGUUUCCACCCCCAUGCUUCACAGUAGGUAUGGUGUUCUUUGGAUGCAACUCAGCAUUCUUUGUCCUCCAAACACGACGAGUUGAGUUUUUACCAAAAAGUUAUAUUUUGGUUUCAUCUGACCAUAUGACAUUCUCCCAAUCCUCUUCUGGAUCAUCCAAAUGCACUCUAGCAAACUUCAGACGGGCCUGGACAUGUACUGGCUUAAGCAGGGGGACACGUCUGGCCACUGCAGGAUUUGAGUCCCUGGCGGCGUAGUGUGUUACUGAUGGUAGGCUUUGUUACUUUGGUCCCAGCUCUCUACAGGUCAUUCACUAGGUCCCCCCGUGUGGUUCUGGGAUUUUUGCUCACCGUUCUUGUGAUCAUUUUGACCCCACGGUGUGAGAUCUUGCGUGGAGCCCCAGAUCGAGGGAGAUUAUCAGUGGUCUUGUAUGUCUUCCAUUUCCUAAUAAUUGCUCCCACAGUUGAUUUCUUCAAACCAAGCUGCUUACCUAUUGCAGAUUCAGUCUUCCCAGCCUGGUGCAGGUCUACAAUGUUGUUUCUGGUGUCCUUUGACAGCUCUUUGGUCUUGGCCAUAGUGGAGUUUGGAGUGUGACUGUUUGAGGUUGUGGACAGGUGUCUUUUAUACUGAUAACAAGUUCAAACAGGUGCCAUUAAUACAGGUAACGAGUGGAGGACAGAGGAGCCUCUUAAAGAAGAAGUUACAGGUCUGUGAGAGCCAGAAUCUUGCUUGUUUGUAGGUGACCAAAUACUUAUUUUCCACCAUAAUUUGCAAAUAAAUUCAUUAAAAGUCCUACAACGUGAUUUUUCUGGAUUUUUUUUUCCUUAAUUUGUCUGUCAUAGUUGACGUCCCCUCUCAAUCAGAAAGAUUUCUGGCUCCCAGGUGUCUUUUAGACAGGUAACGAGCUGAUUAGGAGCACACUCUUAAAGGGAGUGCUCCUAAUCUCAGCUUGUUACCUGUAUAAAAGACACCUGUCCACAGAAGCAAUCAAUCAAUCAGGUUCCAAACUCUCCACCAUGGCCUAGACCAAAGAGCUCUCCAAGGAUGUCAGGGACAAGAUUGUAGACCUACACAAGGCUGGAAUGGGCUACAAGACCAUCGGCAAGCAGCUUGGUGAGAAGGUGACAACAGUUGGUGCAAUUAUUCGCAAAUGGAAGAAGCACAAAAUAACUGUCAAUCUCCCUCGGCCUGGGGCUCCAUGCAAGAUCUCACCUCAUGGAGUUGCAAUGAUCAUGAGAACGGUGAGGAAUCAACCCAGAACUACACGGGAGGAUCUUGUCAAUGAUCUCAAGGCAGCUGGGACCAUAGUCACCAAGAAAACAAUUGGUAACACACUACGCCGUGAAGGACCGAAAUCCUGCAGCGCCCGCAAGGUCCUCCUGCUCAAGAAAGCACAUAUACAGGGCCGUCUGAAGUUUUCCAAUGAACAUCUGAAUGAUUCAGAGGAGAACUGGGUGCUGUAUGAUCAGAUGAGAUCAGAUGAGACCAAAAUGGAGCUCUUUGGCAUCAACUCAACUCGCCGUGUUUGGAGGUGGAGGAAUGCUGCCUAUGACCCCAAGAACACAAUCCCCACUGUCAAACAUGGAGGUGGAAACAUUAUGCUUUGGGGACAGGACAACUUCACCGCAUCAAAGGGACGAUGGACGGGGCCAUGUACCGUCAAAUCUUGGGUGAGAACCUCCUUCCCUCAGCCAGGGCAUUGAAAAUGGGUUGAGGAAUGGUAUUCCAGCAUGACAAUGUCCCAAAACACACGGCCAAGGCAACAAAGGAGUGGCUCAAGAAGAAGCACAUUAAGUUCCUGGAGUGGCCUAGCCAGUCUCCAGACCUUAAUCACAUAGAAAAUCUGUGGAGGGAGCUGAAGGUUCGAGUUGCCAAACGUCAGCCUCGAAACCUUUAUGACUUGGAGAAGAUCUGCAAAGAGGAGUGGAACAAAAUCCCUCCUGAGAUGUGUGCAAACCUGGUGACCAACUACAAGAAACAUCUGACCUCUGUGAUUGCCACCAAGGGUUUUGCCACCAAAUACUAAGUCAUGUUUUGCAGAGGGGUCAAAUACUUAUUUCCCUCAUUAAAAUGCAAAUAAAUUUAUAACAUUUUUGACAUGCGUUUUUCUGGAUUUUUUUUGUUGUUAUUCUGUCUCUCACUGUUCAAAUAAACCUAUCAUUAAAAUUAUAGACUGAUCAUGUCUUUGUCAGUGGGCAAACGUACAAAAUCAGCAGGGGAUCAAAUACUUUCUUCCCUCACUGUACCUAUGAUGAAAAUUACAGGCCUCUCUCAUCUUUUUAAGUGGGAGAACUUGCACAAUUGGUGGCUGACUAAAUACUUUUUUUCCCCACUGUAUGUCAAUGUUGGUGAUGAACUGCUAACAAAAAAUAUUUUCCACCACUACUUCCCUACUAAUUCCUCUCCACUUCCACCUCUCCUCUGUCCUGUAGGGAAUCUCCUCUAUGGUGGAAGCCCCAUCCUGAGUUACCAGAACGGCAAGCUGAUCCUAACUAUCCCAGCUGGCAUCCAGUUUGGCAGCCUGCCCAUGAAACCCAUCCCUGAGGCUUCUACCCACCCCAACCAACGGAGUAGGCCCUGGACUCAGCCUCAACCCUGUCAUCCACCCUGCACCUACCCUUCUCCCAGUGUCCACCUCCGUCCCAACCUCCAACACCCUCCAGACGUCCCCACUCUGCUUCAUCAACUCCUCUCCGCUCUACUGCACUCCUGAGACAGGUGUCCCCACCAACCAGCCCCUCUCCACCACCUCCCCACACACCCUAGACCUCUCUGCCACCCACACCCCUCCCAAUGCCCUCACCCCCGAGAGCAUGCUCUCCCUCAGCCCUAUGUGCAGCGGCGUGACCCCCACCACUCAGCUCUCCCAGAUCAUCUGGAGCCCCGCCCCCCUCUCCACCUCCGCCAGCCUGACUAUGUUUGACAUCCGUGGGAAGGGAGAUCUACCCGAGGACCCGCCUCUGCUGGAUCUACCUGGAGGCGAGGCCCUGUUAAUGGGCAGCCCCUCUCCGGAACAGGAUGUGGACAGGGGGUCGCCAUUGGGGGACCCAGAGGAGAUGGAUGGAGACCCCAAGAUCCUCACCCAGCUACAAUCAGUCCCUGUGGAUGACGAGUUGGGGCUGUAA